Molecule: messenger RNA, 6312 nt
Organism: Cyprinodon tularosa
Lineage: Eukaryota; Metazoa; Chordata; Actinopteri; Cyprinodontiformes; Cyprinodontidae
Gene: b4galnt4a
Product: beta-1,4-N-acetyl-galactosaminyl transferase 4a
Exons: 20
Coding region: 1297-5133 (1278 amino acids)
Cellular component (GO): Golgi cisterna membrane
Molecular function (GO): acetylgalactosaminyltransferase activity
Source: RefSeq, a predicted model, not a curated record
AUGCUGCUCAAGUGAUGGGCGUACAGAAGGAGGAUACCCUUACGUGUUCCCACUGUACAGAGCAACAAAAAGCAAAUGAUAUUCUUUUCUACUCGUGCCUGCUUUCUGCAGGGGCUAAAACCUCCUGGAAAUCAGCAGUUUUUUUAAUUUUCUCUCCUGCUCUUCUUUUCCUUUGUUGACAAACUGCUCCUGCGAUGCUAUUGCGGUCGCUUUAAAGGAUAAAAGAAAAAAAGCUCCUGACAGGAGGCUGAAGCAUCGCGGAUAUAUCCCCUCAUCAUUGUGCAUCACUUUAAUCCAGGUGAUCUUAUUGGAUUGAGGCUUCUUUCUUCGCAUGCAUGGUGGACUCGGACACUUUGGGGGGAAUUGCACCUGCCAUGAGAGAAAGGAGGACGAACAGAAACACAUGGAUGGAUUCACUCCCUAGACCUUACAUCGGACUGUUAAGUCUGAGCAACCUGAUCUCUCAUUGCUUCGCAUUGGAGCUUUAACAGUUUUGUGUGUUUUUUUUUUUUACCCGUGUGAGAGGAUGACAGCUGAUCGCUCCUCCUCUCUGCUGACCGGGAUAAAAAGGCGCUCCAACUGAGCGCGCCGCCUCCUCCUCAGCUGUGUGACAAUAGAUGGGGGCGCACAGGGUGGAACAUUUGGCUUCCUCCUCAUUAGGCUCUCAGUCCCUCAAAGAUUUCACACAGAACGUUAUUAAGCUGCCUCACUGAUUCAUUUCCCAUUUCUAAAAUAUCAGCCCCUCCAUUAAUGGGUUCACCUCUCCACAUGGAUGGAAACUUCACUUCCUCUUCUUGCUCCUCUUUAAUGCUUUGCAUUAAACCCGUGAGCGGAGGGGAUGAUCCUUGAGUGGCCGAUGAAAUAAUCAGCGUCGCGGUGUCAGCAAAGGGCUUUGAGCCCCAGGGGAUUUGGGUAGAUUAUCGCUAGAGUGCUAUUUUGCUCAUCCGGUCACACUCUCUGCGGAGCAGCAGCCUUUUUGUGAUCGCUUUGGCCAAAGUGCAUGUAAACUCUGAGAGAGGAGGAGGAGGAAAAAUAGAGAGAAGCAGGAGGGGAUUCUUAAAGCAAUGCCUCGCAUAGAGGUGUUUGGAUCCAGGUCUGAGGACGCGGCCGGUUUGCCGUCACGCCGCGGAUGUUGCGGGAUUUGACACGCCGCGGGUUGGUAGUAAACAGUGAGCGCGUCGGGAUGCCGUUACUGUGAUUUCCUAGAGAAGACAGAGAGAGGAGUCAAACAGCGCCUUCCAGGACUGCUCUCCCCGGACCCACGUCUCCUAUCCACCGGAGGAUGUUUCAGCGAGGAUGCUGCGCUUCCCCGUGAAGAAGAUCCGGAAGCAGUUCAAGCUCCUGCUGCUGCUGGUGCUGCUCACCUCGGCCGUUUGGUUCACCUAUCUGCACAUCAACCAGGGCAAGACCAUCAAGCUGCACUUUAACUACGGAAAAGAUGGAGAGAGACAGACGGAUGGGACGGAUGCCAGCCGAAAGAGGGACGCUCGCUCCUCUGCCGGACACCACAAGAGCGAGGACACCAGUGACAGUAGGGAGGAUGAGGCAGCAGAUGAUGAGCCAAUUGUUGGAGGUGCUGGGAGCAGAUACCAAACCCACAUUCGAAAGUUUCUUAGCCAGAAACACAAGAAGUUACUAUGGAAUCCAGAGUAUAAGGGCCAAGCCAACCUACACGUAUUUGAAGACUGGUGCGGCUCCUCUAUAGACCAGCUAAGAAAGAACCUGCACUUCCCUCUCUAUCCUCAUACCAGAACCACAGUAAAGAAGCUAGCGGUGGCUCCAAAGUGGAAGAACUAUGGCUUGAGAAUAUUUGGUUUCCUUCACCCUUACAAAGACGGUGAUUUCCAGUUCUCUGUAUCGUCUGAUGAUAACUCAGAGUUCUGGUUGAGCCCUGAUGAGAGUCCUCUCAAUGCCAGACUGCUAGUUUAUGUUGGCCAGCUGGGUACAGAGUGGACUGCUCCAGGCGAGUUCACCAAGUUCAGGUCCCAGUCCUCCAAAUCUGUGCACCUGAUCUCAUCCAGGCGAUACUAUUUUGAGAUUCUUCACAAGCAGGAUGACAAGGGGUCAGAUCAUGUGGAGGUUGGGUGGCGACCAUUUCUCCCUGGUCUGAAAUAUGAAGUGAUAGACUCUGCAUACAUCUCCCUCUACACAGAUGAGUCCAGUCUGAAGAUGAACAGUGUGGAGCACAUCCCUCAGACCUUGGCCAGUCACAUACGUCUCCCAGAGGAGCUUGGGAGAGCCACCAUCACACAGCAUGGAGCGGAUAUGCUAAAGCCAGAUCCCAGGGACUCUUUUUACAGCACACCAAUGAUUGAUCCCGCUCGGCUGCAAAACGUUCUCCCAGCGUGCCUCUACUCUCCAACCUACGUAGUCAAAGAUUUCCCAAUAGCCAGAUACCAAGGCCUUCAGUUUGUCUACCUAUCUUUUGUCUACCCUAAUGACUUCACACGUCUCACCCACAUGGAACGGGAAAACAAAUGUUUCUACAGAGAAUCCCCUAUCUACUUGGAAAAAUUUGGUUUCUACAAAUAUAUGAAGAUGGAUGAGAAAGAAGAUGACAGACCGUUCUUUUUCCCCAACCCAGAUGAUUUUCUUGAGGAAGAGGAGGUGGUGGAUGCAGAAGAUGAGGCAGAGAUUGUUGGCACGCAGUCGGUUGGAAAGUCCUCUCAUCCAAGUCAGUCCAGUCUUGUGCAUAACACUUCCAAUCAGCACUCAAAAAAUGGAGCCACAGCGGUUAGCAGAGAGGAGGAGGAAGCUAAGGAGGAGCCCAAAGAAGAAGGAGAUGAGGAGGAGAUGGGAGAUGUUGAGAAUAUCGUACGCCACAGAAAAAGGAAACAGUCCUCACACAGAGAUAAGCAAAUGGAGAGAAUUCUGGACAGAGACUGGGGAAGGGAUCAUACCAACGCAAACAGAAGACAAUAUAGCAGAGAAGUACUUGAUGAAGACCAACCCAUUGCUGUGCUGCCAGAUGUGGACAGUGUGGUCAGGGGUCGCUCUUUGGCAUGGGUCUAUACAGGUCCUUCUGAAAAAGACCCAAACAAAAAAGGUAAAUCUCAAGGUGGUGGAGGAGAUCCUGAGGCGCCUCCUAAAAUCAGCAAGCCUUCACUCAUUUUCCCUCAGAGGUCCUCCCUCUCUGCACUCACCAGCAAAGCAAAGCAGAUCCUGAGCAAUUCUGCCCAUAGCAACCAACCCCAUAAUAGUAGCAACAAGCCUGUUGGGAGCAAGAAGGAGAAGAAAGAUGAGAACAAGAUCUACAUCACUAGGCCUCGGCCUGCAAAGGAGAGAGAAAAAGAAAGGGAACAGCGACGAGAAAGAAGGGAGGAGAGGGCAUCUCGUCAUCCAAGAGAGGUGUUUCCAGGAGUCUUUUUGUACCAAACUGGGAAGACUACAAAACUGGUAAACUUGGGUCCAAGAAGACAUGGUGGAAGAGGUGGCACAGGGGUGAGGCACCUUAUUGGUGCCCCUCAACUUUGGCUCAACCGGCCAACUAAAGAAAGUAAGGCAGCAGUUAACAAUAAGAGUUAUAAAAUACAGACUGAAAUGGCAGAGAAGUCCGGUAACAAAGCAGCAAUAGCAAAACAUACAGAAAAAAUAAAAAAGAGAGGGGAAUCCCAAGAUAUAGGGACUGCUGUCACAGCUGACCUGCCCGAUAAAAGGGACUUCCAAAUCCCUCUGUCCUUCCAUCAAAAGCCCCCUCCGACCCAAGCCUCUGAAACAAGGUUAAGCUAUACAGAAAAUACAAUCCACAAUCAGCUACGGGUCACUUCUUACCUUAGGACCUCAGAGAUUACAGAAUCGCAGCGUCAGCUAAACCCAGAAUCCCAUCCUGCAGACAUUGAGCAAGAUACAAACCGCUCUAAUCCUGACCCUGAUCCAGAGCAAGAGCUGGAACCAGAGGAGGGAGAAAUGUCGGACUACAGCUACGAAGAGGUGGAGGUCCGGCCAGGUUGGGCGGAGGAGAGCAUCAACUGGCAGAGGACAUUCUCAGUUAAUCCGAUGGACUUUGAGCUACUGCGGUCGGAUUGGAAUGACCUGCGCUGUAAUGUGUCUGGCAACCUCCAGCUGGCAGAGAGUGAAGUGGUGGAUGUGCUGGCACAGUACAUGGAAAAACUCAAUGAACGUAACGGAGGGAUUUACACCCUGCUGAGAAUCAUCAAUGUUGAGAAGCGUCGUGAUUCGGCGAGGGGGAACCGCUACCUGGUAGAGCUGGAGUUGAUGGAGAGAGGCCGCAGUGUGGUACGACUCUCAGAGUACAUUUACCUGUUGCUGCACCGUGGAAGACAAGGAGAAGAAAGCGUAGAGAACACGGACACUGCUCCAGCCUCUGCCCCGGCCGUGCUUCCCUCCGCACCCACAACCAGCUUCACAACCCAGCACCCAUCUCCUUCCACUAGGUCCUCACUGCGGCCUGGAGCAACACCGUGGAGCACUGCUUAUGCUAAGCCUCUUCUCUGCCAGCCUGUCAUGCUGCAGUGGAAGCGAGAUGUCAUGGUGCACUUUGUGGUGCCAGUGAAAAACCAGGCUCGUUGGGUACAGCAGUUUAUUUCGGACAUGGAAAAUCUUCACCGGCAAACAAAGGAUGACAACUUCAGCAUCAUCAUCGUCGACUUUGAGAGUGAGGACAUGGACGUGGAGCAUGCUCUCAGAGAGAGCAGUGUGCCAAAAUAUGAGUAUCUCAGAAGAGAGGGGAACUUUGAGCGCUCUGCAGGACUGCAAAUUGGAGUGGACACCAUUAAGGACAGCCACAGUAUUGUUUUCCUGUGUGAUCUGCAUAUACACUUCCCUCUCAACAUACUGGAAAGCAUCAGGAAGCACUGUGUGGAGGGACGCCUUGCGUUUGCCCCCAUCGUCAUGAGGCUGAGCUGUGGUAGUUCACCCAUGGAGCCCGAUGGUUAUUGGGAAGUUAAUGGCUUCGGUCUGUUUGGGAUUUACAAGUCAGAUUUCGACAAGAUUGGAGGAAUGAACACAGAGGAAUUCAAAGACCGCUGGGGAGGAGAAGAUUGGGAACUUCUGGAUAGAGUGCUGCAGAACGGUUUGGAAGUGGAAAGGCUACGUUUAAGGAACUUCUUUCACUACUACCACUCCAAAAGAGGCAUGUGGAAUGCUCAGAACAAGAAAACUCCAAAAGGAUAGUUGGACAUUUUGCUCAGAUUAUCCUGAAACCCACCUACAGACCCACUGUGUUACAGAGAGACUAGUAAGAGCUCACUCACUGCCUGAACUUUGCCCUUUUUUUCAGAACAGGCUUUAACGAGAGGCUCUGUUUCCCUACCGGGUUCUGUUGCAAAAUUAGUCUGGGUGAGGAAACUGAGUCCAAAUGGGAGGUUUUGGGGGGGGCGUCACUCUCUCCGCAGACAGGCCUGAGUCAUCACUUCGCCUCACUGACUGAACUACUGUACAGAGAAAAGUUAUUUUUGUCUUUUUUCUCUGUUCUUUUUGGUGCAAUUUUUUUCAGACAGAAUGGAAAGAAGCCGUUUUGUGAAUGGAGGUGUGUGCGGAGGUUUGUAUGUACGGGUGUGUAUGUGUGGGUGUGCUUGGGUGUGCUUAAGAUUAAAUUAAGCACCUUUUUCUAACAUGAUGUAAAAACAACCUAAGAGCUUUUUCUAACCUGCUCUUCCAUUUGAGCUAAAUAGAAUGUCCAUCAAAUGUUAUGUAUCUGAUUCACAUCUUGUGACCUACAGAAGCUUAUAGUAGAGGUAACGCAGUAUUUCUAAAUGCAUCAGCAACUACAUGCUGGAUGAUAGAGGUGCUGAUCUCUUAACUAGAUCCGUUCAUCCUCCAGUCAUUUACAUUCUUUUAUUCUUUUUAUGUUCAAAUACUUUUCAAUCCACUUAAAUAUUCCAUUGUAAUGUCAGGACAAUAAAUUAAAGUACGUUCUUGUUACAAAUGGCUAUCUUUGAAAACUCUGUUUACUUAGGUCUAUGCUGCUGUUGUUUGAAUAGAAGAUUCAUUUAUCCUCAAUGAUGCAGUAACAUGAGUGGGUGCUCUUUUGUUUGGUUUUGAAUAAACUUUAAGUUGUACUCUGUAACUUCGACAAACAAGAAAUAUUUUACCGUUCCUAAUUUUUUUGUGAACAGGAAAACAAAACUAUUCGUGUUAAUUUACAGUCGGCUGAGUGUUUCAGAGUGUACAGUGUUUGCCUGGCAUACGACAAUCCUGGUAGAGAUGUAUAAAAAGCCUUUAUCUUAUUUCAAUAAACAAAAACAAUUCUAUUUUUUUAUUUAAAGUUCAUUUAUUCAGUGAAGAAAAAAAAAACUUUUGGAAAAUCUUUCAAUAAACUAUGUUUAAUGGUUAUUUAUGUGUAAACUUAGC